AGACGGCGGGAUGGGAUGAGCGACGAGGCCCUAAGCGACAAGACGGCGGAAUGGGAUGAGCGACGAGGCCCUAAGCGACAAGACGGCGGGAUGGGAUGAGCGACGCCCGUGUGCGACACGUCGUCGCUACGCAAUACUGCUGGUCGGGCGGAUGAUGACAGCAGACCGAACGGCGGGCUCCGAUUGAUUGAUGAUUGGUCGCGGAGUGCGGCGCACGCGGGUAGCAAAUCGAUCGAGUGACGUGGCGGCAAUUUGUUGACCUGUCACAACCUUAGCUGUGUGAAGCCCAGGCGCUGCGUGCUUGCCACGUGGAGGAUUAUCGCAAUGGCCGCCGCCGGAACCUGUAAUUCGACAGCCAUCGCCGUUCUCUCUCGUUCGAGGUCCUUUGCGUCGGAUUCUCUUCAAGCUCCUGGCUAUGGCGGCCGAUGGCCAAUAGCGAGUAGUCUGUGCGUUGAUCGCCGUCAUCUUCUCUCAACUGAGACGAAGGCGAAGACCUCGUUGUCGUCGUCGUGGUGUGGUCGAUGCCACGUGUCUUCUUCUUCGUCUUCGUCUUCGGUGCUGCCUGAUCCAUUGCCGCUGACUUCCGCGAUUGGGAUCCCGGCAAGCGAAGGCGAUUGCUAUGGCAGCAGGACGAACCCGGCGGGUCGAUCUCCGAUGUGUUCCGCAAGCUUCCGCAGGAGGACGAAUGCGGCGAUGAAAGGCGAGGUAGGACCGAUCAGCAGCAGCAGGGGGGAGACGCGCGGAGGCGCAGCGCUGUCGCCGCCGCCGCCGCAAUGCCAAUCAAAAUCGCGUUGCGCGUGUCAAAGUAGCAGCGCUGUUCGCGCGGCAGGUGGAGAUGGCGCUGUCUUCUUCGGCUGCUCGCGCGCCAUCGGGAUUGCCGAGAAGAGGGUGUCGGCCGGGAUCUGCAGAGUAGCAGCGCCAUCGUCGCGGUCGGAGAAGACGGACGCGGAAGACACGCAGGAGGAGGAGGCGGAGGUGUGGGAGCAAGAAGAGAGAGAAGGAGAGGAGGGAGAAGAAGGGGAGGGGGAGGAUGAACGGUUCCAAUUGCCGCCCGAAGAGCUUCCGGAGGAUGGCUUGACGCGUGCGGUAGUGCGCGCCGAGCGGCUUUUCAACGUGAUGGCGACGGGGGUGGUCAUUCAAGCGCUGGAUGUGCUGUACGCCGACCGUCCGUACGCUCGCUUCUACGUCCUGGAAACCAUUGCCAGAGUUCCGUACUUCGCAUUCUUGUCCGUCUUGCACCUGUACGAGACCUUCGGCUGGUGGCGGCGGGCGGACUACCUGAAGGUUCACUUCGCUGAGAGUUGGAAUGAGCUUCAUCAUCUUUUGGUGAUGGAGGAGUUGGGAGGAGAUGAGAGGUGGUUUGAUCGAUUCCUAGCGCAACACGUGUCCGUCGCGUACUACUUCAUGACGGCCUUGAUGUAUCUCUUGAGUCCGAGGAUGGCCUACCACUUUCAAGAAGUGGUAGAGCGCCACGCCUUUGCCACGUACGAUAAGUUCAUCAGCGAGCAAGGGGAGGAAUUAAAGACCUUGCCGGCCCCGGAGGUGGCUGUGCGAUAUUACACUCAGGGGGACUUGUACAUGUUUGACGAGUUCCAGACGAGCAAAGUCCCAGAGUCCCGACGGCCCAAGAUAACCAAUCUGUACGACGUGUUCGUCAAUAUCCGAGCAGACGAAGCGGAGCACUGCAAGACGAUGCGAGCGUGCCAACGGCCGGGAUCCUUGACGUCGCCUCAUCGGGAUACCCCGGCGGCGGCGCCGACCUGCCACGUGGACGCCGCUCGUCGAGUGGAUGAAAGGGACGGAGAGGGGAAAGAGGAGAAGAAGAGGGAGGAGGAGGUGGAGGAGAAGGAGCGCGAGCAGAUGGAAGCCAUAGCCAUAGAUCGAAACAGAGCGGCGCUCAACGCCGCGUUUCUGGCGGAGUCCAUGCUUCCUCCCGCCGAAUGCUCGGGUAUCAUCGAGUGUGCGACGACUUCCAAGUCCUUCAGUGACAGGAGAAGAGUGGCUCUAGCAAGAGAGGGGAUGGGAAAGGAGAGCAAGGAGGGAAGGUGGGAGGAGGAGGAGGAAGAGGAAGAGGAGGAGGAGGUUGAGAAGCUCGGAAGAUAAUGCAAGCAGCAAGAGUAGGAGUAGAGAUGACGAACAAGGAGGAGGAAAAAGAGAGGAAGAGAAAGGAAGCGAAAUAGAGGGAUAAGGCAAUUUUAUGCGUAUGUAUAGGUGUCAGGAGAAAGGAGUAUUCUUUGUAGACGGAAGGAAAAAUGACUUGUUGGGGGGAAAGAAGAGCCGCCAUUGUUGAGGAGAAGGCAUUCUCCAUUGUACUUUUGUUUCGGAGAGCGACAGUAGUAUAGACAGCACAGCUGAGUUUACUCUUUAUUAAAGAG
Chara braunii is the source of this 2375-nucleotide messenger RNA. The record is from the annotation of a GenBank genome assembly. NCBI's taxonomy places the organism in Eukaryota, Viridiplantae, Streptophyta, Charophyceae, Charales, Characeae.